AUGAGAAAAAGGAAGGUAAGGAUAUCUAUCUAUCUAUCUAUCUAUCUAUCUAUCUAUCUAUCUAUCAAACAUGGUGAGGAAAUAUAUCUGUCUGUCUUGAUCUAUUGUCUAUCUAUCUAUCUAUCUAUCUAUCUAUCUAUCUAUCAGUUUAGUUCAUUCUUUUUUGCUCUCUUUUUUCCAUUAUGCACACUAUUUAUCUUCUUCAUUUCUUUCUUUCUCUCUUUGUUUCUUUCUUUUUUUGUAUAUCACUCUCUUUUUCUUUUCUUUCUUCAUAAAAAGACUAUCUUUUUAUUUCUUUUUCACUCUUUCUUUCAUCCUGUGCCUCCUACAUUCAUUGUUUUUCUUUCUUCUUAUGCCAUGCUUUUCCUUCAUUUUUUUUUGUUUUUAUACACCACUCUUCUUUCUUUCUUUCUUUCUUUGUAUUCUUUUUUAUACCUCAUUCUUCGUUCCUUUCUUUCUUUCUUUCUUCAUAUGCCACUUUUGGCAACUCUUUUCAUCACCUUUCUCAUAGAACACUCCCUUCUUUCUUCCUUAGUAUCUUUUUCUCCCUUUUUCUUUCUUUGCCAAUUUCUUUUUCUUUCCUUUCCUUUUUCUUUCUUUCUUCAUAUCCCACUCUUUUACUUUUCUUUUUCCUUCAUAUACCACCUUUCUUUCUUUCUUUCUUUCUUUGUAUUAUUUUUCAUGUGUCAUUUUUCUUUCUUUUAUUCUUCAUGUGUCCCUUUUUGUAACAUUUUCCAUUACCUUUUUCGCACACAACUCUCACCUGUCUUUCUUUCUCAGUCUUUUUUUCCCCAUUUUCUUUCUUUCUUUUUCAGUCUCUUUUUUUUCCUUUCCUUUUCUUUUCUUUCUUCAUAUUCUACUCUUUACCUUUUCUUUUUCUUCAUACAUAACUUUUCUUUCUUUUUUUUUUUUCUUCAUGUGCCAAUUUUGGCAACUCUUUUCAUUACCUUUUCAUACACCAGUCUCUCAUUUCUUACUAUUUUUCUCAAUCUCUUUUUCUUCCAUUUUCUUUCUUUCAUUUUCAGUCUCUUUUUCUUUCCUUUCCUUUUUCUUCCUUUCUUCAUAUUCCACUUCUUUCUUUUUCUUCAUACAUCACUUUUCUUUCUUUCUUUCUUUCUUUCUUUCUUUCUAUGCCAAUUUUGGCAACUCAUUUUAUUACCUUUUUUCAUACACCAGUCUCUCCUUUCAUUUUUACUAUCUUUUUCUUCUCUUUUCUUUCUUUCUCAGUCUCCUUUUGUUUGUUUCUUUCUUUCUUUCUUUGUGUGUUUGUUGGUUUGUUUCUUUCUUUCUUACAAAGUCUGUGAAUUUCAUUCCCUUUAA
Messenger RNA from Acanthosepion pharaonis, 1320 nucleotides. NCBI's taxonomy places the organism in Eukaryota, Metazoa, Mollusca, Cephalopoda, Sepiida, Sepiidae. The record is from the annotation of a GenBank genome assembly.